Molecule: messenger RNA, 486 nt
Organism: Benincasa hispida (wax gourd)
Lineage: Eukaryota; Viridiplantae; Streptophyta; Magnoliopsida; Cucurbitales; Cucurbitaceae
Source: RefSeq, a predicted model, not a curated record
AUGGUUGCGACUGAAGAUAGAGAAGAUCCAGACACUACCCCUCUAAUGCGGUGUCGCAAGGAGAAUGCGCCGCAAGGGUCAACAAGUAACCCAUUAUUUUUACAACGCAUAGCAGAAGAGAAGGAGAGAAGGAAAAGAGAAGAAGAGGAGAAACAAGAAAAGAUGUCACGAGUGUGCCAAAUCAUCGCAUUAGGCGAUUUGGCCAGAAAACUGCAUGAUGAGGACGUGCACCAUGACAACGCAAGGGUAGAAGAAAAAGAAAGAAGAAGGCUCGAGGAUGAGCAACGCAUAUUGCUUGCCUCGGAGCAGUUUGAGAAAGAGUUGAGAGAAGAAGAAGAAGAAGAAAAUAAGAAGAAGGAGGAGAAGGAAAAACGGCGCAAGGCCAAUAUGCAACACAUUAGAGAAAACAAAAGAAAAGAAGUUGCGAAAUGGAAACGGGAACAAGAAGAGCAACACAAGGUAAGGGAACGCAAACAAAGACAAUAA